Messenger RNA from Drosophila hydei, 557 nucleotides. RefSeq names its product ATP synthase-coupling factor 6, mitochondrial (gene ATPsynCF6). Gene Ontology annotation, biological process: proton motive force-driven ATP synthesis. Lineage: Eukaryota; Metazoa; Arthropoda; Insecta; Diptera; Drosophilidae. The coding region runs from base 97 to 417 and encodes 106 amino acids. Gene Ontology annotation, molecular function: proton transmembrane transporter activity. The transcript has 3 exons. The record is from RefSeq and is a predicted model, not a curated record.
UUUGAAUAUUUUUUAGCUGCCGAAACGCUGUCACUCUGUUGCUGCCUUGACAAUUUUCCACAUAUAUAGUACAAUAGCAUUUGAAAAUAAAAUAAGAUGCUGUCGCAAUCUAUUUUAACCGGUAUCCGCGUACUACGCACUGAGGCGCGUCGCAACAUUGCCAUUGUUGCCCCAGCUCUGAGCAAGUCAUCCGAUCCCAUCCAGCAACUAUUCCUGGACAAGGUGCGCGAAUACAAGCAGAAGAGCGCAGGUGGCAAGAUGGUCGACUCGAAUCCUGAAAUUGAGAAAGAAUUGAAAAACGAGCUGGAUCGUGUUGCCAAGCAAUACGGCAGCGAUGGAAAGACCGAUAUGCUUAAAUUUCCCGAAUUUAAGUUUCCCGAUGUCAAGAUUGAUCCAAUUACACAAUCCGCUAACUAAACCACACUUUGUAUGAUUGCGUUAAAUUGUUUUAAGUUAUACCCAACCAGAGGGCUGCCUGUAUGAAAUGAACUCCAAUCAACAUAGCAAGCAACCAAACGACAGCAAAUAAAUCAUAAAACAAGAGAUUGGAAAACCUG